Messenger RNA from Talaromyces amestolkiae, 1713 nucleotides. RefSeq lists its product as uncharacterized. Gene Ontology annotation, molecular function: protein-containing complex binding. Gene Ontology annotation, biological process: protein transport to vacuole involved in ubiquitin-dependent protein catabolic process via the multivesicular body sorting pathway. Bases 1 to 1713 code for a protein of 570 amino acids. NCBI's taxonomy places the organism in Eukaryota, Fungi, Ascomycota, Eurotiomycetes, Eurotiales, Trichocomaceae. The transcript has 5 exons. The record is from RefSeq and is a predicted model, not a curated record. Gene Ontology annotation, cellular component: ESCRT I complex.
AUGCAUUCUCAACGACCACUAUCAUAUGCCCCUACGCCUUAUAGCUAUACGCCAAACCCAGCGUUAUCCGCCACGAUUAACCUCGAUGAAGAAGUCAAGCUCGCAUCGAGCUCCGCCGAGCGCGACCUCUACGAGUCGCUCGCCGAAAUAUACAGCAUUAUCGUUACCUUGGAUGGAUUGGAAAAAGCAUACAUUCGCGAUGCUAUUUCAGAGUCCGAGUAUACAGAGACAUGUGCUCGCUUAUUGAAGCAAUAUAAGUCGACGUUGGGUGACGACACGGUAGCGCGAGAAUUUGUCGACUUGGAGACAUUCAAGCGCACAUGGCAGUUGGAAUGCCCUCGAGCUACCGAACGUCUACGCAUCGGUUUGCCGGCCACCGUCGAACAAGCAUCCCACGGCGCCCACACUCCAAGCGGCGGCCUGCCAACCAACGCUCCUGCUGCCGGUGCUUCCGGAAGUCUCAUUCUCACUGCAACGGAAAACUUCAUCACCUUCUUGGAUGCCUUGAAGCUGAACAUGGUCUCGAAAGACGCCCUGCAUCCGCUUUUAUCCGAGGUUAUUCAAUCGGUCAAUAAGGUCACAGAUCGGGAUUUCGAAUCACGGGGAAAAAUCAUACAAUGGCUCAUCACUCUCAAUCAAAUGCGCGCAACGGAGGAACUGAGCGACGACCAAGCCCGCGAAUUGUCUUUUGACAUCGAGCAAGCUGACAUCGCAGUCCUCGAUUUGCCGCAAUUAUAUACGAAACCCUCGGCUAUUGAAAUUCUGAAGGCCCUUGAUCACUUAGCUAUCCAACCGAAGAGCUUUGGUCUUGGCGUCCGAGAUGCGACAAGACGAAAAAUAGACCCUACCGGUGUGACAGAGUACCUCACGACCAUAAUCUCUAGUUCUCUGAAGUGGCUAGAGUCCGAUGACCUGCGAGAACAAAUAUGGGAUGUUGCUGCUGCCAGGCUGAGUGAGCGAGCAGGCCGAACAGCUAUGCCUGCUUUUACUAGACUUUUCAAUAUUCCUACGUCAUCCGGAGAAGAAUUCACUCUCAACUUACACGAACCCUCCCUCACCUCGGACAACCUUGGGAUGAAAACUUGGGUAUCUUCGUACUUACUCUCGCGUCGCCUGGACUCCAUCUUUGAAGCCGUACCAGAACUAGUGCGAUCUGAGUCAACAACAUCAUCAACGAGUACUCGGCUUAGGGCAUUGGAAUUAGGCUCAGGGACCGGCCUUGUCGGUCUAUCUUUUGCUGCCCUACGAGGUGCAUCCGCCUCAAUACAUUUAACCGAUCUGUCGGUUAUCGUUCCUAAUCUGGCAAAAAAUGUUGAGCUGAAUUCCGAGCUACUGAACAAGGUCAAUGCCAAGGUCACGACGGGAAUGUUGGAUUGGUCUGUACCUCCCGCUCCGCAUCCCACGAAAGACGACCUAUUCGAUGUCAUUCUUGCCGCCGAUCCGCUUUAUUCUCCCGACCAUCCCAAGUGGCUCGUUGAAACGAUUAACACAUGGUUAAGCAAGGGCCUUGACGCGCGUGUCGUAGUUGAGUUACCACUACGAGAUGCAUAUCUACCGCAAGUCGAAGAAUUUCGACGAAGAAUGGAGAACAUUGGUCUAGCUAUUGUCGAACAGGGUGACGAAACGGGCUACGAUGACUGGGAAGAUGCCGACGGUCAAUCCAUGGAAGUGCACUGUUGGUGGUCCAUUUGGGGAUGGAGUGAGAAGAUUUGA